Poecilia latipinna (sailfin molly) is the source of this 2758-nucleotide messenger RNA. RefSeq lists its product as uncharacterized. The coding region runs from base 517 to 2130 and encodes 537 amino acids. The transcript has 4 exons. Lineage: Eukaryota; Metazoa; Chordata; Actinopteri; Cyprinodontiformes; Poeciliidae. The record is from RefSeq and is a predicted model, not a curated record.
UGAGAUUGAAAAAUACUGCCUGACAAUGGGAAAAUGGGAACUACAUGUUUUUGGCACAACAGGAACUUCAUUACCUGUUAUUAUGAAGAAUUUAUUAUAUAAUUUGAUGUUUUAAAGUCUUCUUGCGUACAUUGUGUUUUUCUGAAAUGACAUUUUGGUGAAAUAAAAUGUGUGCAAUAUUUACGACAUAAAACAGUGUGUUCACUUAUUCACUCAUAGGACAAAUAUUGCAAAAUAAUUUGAAAAAUUUCUAUUAUUGUUGUUGAAGAAUGAAUCAUUAUUAUGAUGCUAAUAUCAUCCUUAAUAUAAGGAAAUUGCAUUUAUACCUUAAGCUCAUCAUGGUGUUUCUUCUGAGUGCACAGCGCCGUUUUUCCUGCAGAGGGCGGUAGUGAAUCCGAUUCAACACCAAUCCAUUGCAAUCCCCAUAGCGUCCGACAUCUUUCCAUUUCCGGUUGAUAAGUAGUAUUCUUACUAGGCAGCAGUCGUGCUAAUGUUUACAAAUUAACAUCGUUUAAGAUGGAGAACGUGAGACUUCAGGGUUUUAGGACGUUUUUGACUGAACACUUCACCGCGCUGGCCGUGGAGGUGUUCGGUGAGGUUGAGAGCAUGAUGGAGGCUUGCUACGAAGAAAACAAACGACUCAGGAACAUGCUGCACAUGGUGCUGACCCCUGAAAUAAAGUUAACCAGAAUAGAUGCUAAUUUGUACAGAGAAACACCCCAAAUUACUGGAAAGCAACUUUUGGAGCAAAACACAACACUGGGCUUUGAAACUGCAGAGCCGUUGAAUAAAAGACCUAAAGAAGAGACGAUUGAAUAUGAAAUUAGCUAUGAGACGGAACAACAACAAUGGCCGGCAGAAGAGGAAAACGCCUUUCUAGUUACCGUAAAAGAUGAUCCAGAAGAUGAAGAGGGAAAAACAACCUGCGUCACAGAGACGCCCAGAGAAGCGGCUGUGCAGCAGCAGGACUCUUCUGCCACCAUCUCGGCUUACGACAAUUUGAGCGAACAGGAAGGCUGGUCGUCCCCGGGGUCAGAUGAAGCUGCACAUGCACCAUUGCAAGUAAACAAAGACGGAAUGAAUGUCAACCAGCAAAUAAAUCCUGAAACUACAAGUAAAAAUGAGUCAAAGUUCUCCCAACAGAAGACAAUACUACAAAUGCCAAGGAUGAUGCUCCCCAAGUCUCUUACGCUUUCCCGAGAUGACCAACAGUCCUUUAUAGACAGGCUUACUGAAGCGUUUAGUGAUUUCCCUGACGACCAGAAGCCCCUGAUAACCACAGUGGGCCUAAAACUUGAUGGGGAAUGGACAGAGUGUGCUUUCGGUGAAGUCCCUAAAGGCUCCCCCAUUUCCUACCAAUGCCCGCUGCCAUCCAGUCAGGAUUUCAAGCCUCAUUACGAUGCCCCCUCUCAACCGUUGCUUCCCCUGUCCCAUCACACGCUGGAGCCAGAGACCGUCUUUCCUACGCUCAGUGCUCAAGAGCAGACAUUCGUAAAUGCCAUGAAUGUCACCUGGGAGGAAGCGCACAGCCUGGAGGAAAGCACCAGAGGAAAUAUGGAGGCUGCAGAUCAGCAACUGAAGAUGCGUCUCACCGGCCGAUUUAGAGACAUCUGCAACCUGAAGCCAGGACGGAGCCACGCAGAACACCUCCUGUUCAAGAUUCAGAAAGGAAAGCCGCGGUGCAAGACUGCGCAGAUCGACGUGGAAAUGAAGCCGGAAGCUCUUCGGGAAUACUGCCGGCAUUUGUGCGUCAACUGGUCGCCUUGCGGUUUGGUUGUCCACCCAAAUGCGCCGUGGUUGGGAGCGAUGCCUGACGGGUUGGUGUACGACCCCAAAGAGACAAGCAGCUUUGGGCUGGUGCACGUCCAGUUCCUCAACGUCAAGAGCUUCAUAGAGUGUUCAUUUCUGGCCUGUAAGAACGGAGCGUUGCUGGUAAAGAGAGCCCACCGCCAUUACUGGCACGUGCAAGGAGAGAUGCUGGUGACGGGCACGCCAUGGUGUGAUCUAGUGCUGUACGCCAGGGAAGACAUGCUGGUCCAGCGGAUCUACCGCGAUGAGGUUUUCAUCAAACUGAUGAAAAAGAAGCUGGAAGAAUUCUUCUUCUAUCAUUAUCUGCCUAACCUGAUUUAAGUUUGAUGUGACAAAAUGAAUCUUAUGUUUGCAGCAUCUCAGGGCUUUUGUUGGACAGACGUUUUUCACUACAACUUCAAAGUAUAUCAAGUAAUCUAUCCCCGAAUGGCAAUGGAAAUGUUAUUACAUCAUAUGUGAUUAAAAGGCUUUGAGUCUAAAGCGAUAUUCACAGUAAGCUGUGGUUUGGCCAAAUCACAAACAAGAUAUUUCUAUUCAGCUAAGCCGAUUUAGGAGGAGUAGCUCAAUUUUGCCUGUUCUAGUGAAUAUUUGAAAAGCUGUGGUGAGAAAUAAAAAUAUUGUACACAGUUCUCUGUAGGCCUUUUGUUACCAUGUUGCGUAUUAAUUUCAGGAGCUGUAACUCUAAAACCAGUGUUGUUUCAGGUACUGGUUACUUUGUUUUUGGCAGAUUAAAAAUUGUUGUCUUUUCAAACUGACCAUCCGGGGAAGCGGGGGGAAGUUUGUAUUUCUUUUCUUUUCUUUUUUUUUACUUUCAAAAUUUGCUAAAAUUCAGAAGAAAAUAAAUAAACAUUUGUUUCGUGAUUAAUUUUCUCAAUUUUUGGAAGUUGGAUUGUUCAGAAUUAAAGUUGCUUUUAAAUCUUGUAUUAUUUCUCAUCAGUCUAAUGGCUCA